AUGUCGCAUCAUCUGCCGCUGCUCCCCGGAAUGGUGGACGACGGGCCGCUGGGCGUGGCGGGCGCGUACGACGACGCGCUGAUGGCGUCAGCGGCGGACCGCCAGUCGCACUGGGGCUUCCACGAGACCAAAGAGCUGAUCGCGCUGCGCGGCGAGAUGGAGCGCGAUUUCGUGCCGGGGCGCACGAGCAACCACGUGUGGGAGACGAUAUCGGCGCGCAUGAAGGAGAAGGGGUACCGCCGCACGCCCAACCAGUGCAAGUGCAAGUGGAAAGUGCUCGUUAACCGCUACAAGAACAAGGAGCUCUCGGCGGACGGGUCGCGCUCGUGCCCGUUUUUCGAGGAGCUAGACGCGAUUUUCAAGCAGCGCGCGCGCAACAUGGACCGCCUGCUCGUGCAGGCGGAGGGCGGCGGCACGCCCGGCGGAAUCGGCGCCACCGGCGGCAUCGGCAGCGGAUUCUCCGCAGGAGAGGGCCGGGCCGGAGCAGUCGGAGGAACCCUGGGCAUGCGCGGAAGCUUCGGCGGCGGGCUGGGCGCGCGGGGGGGCGCGGGGGGCGUGGGAGGGGGCUUGCUCACCCGGCGGGCGCGAGACGAGGAAGAGGAGGAGGAGGAAGACGAGGAGGAGGGGGAGGACGAACUAGAGGGCGAGUUAAACGUGCUGCGCAACAAGAGGCGCAAGCGCGACUUCAACGCUGGCGCGCGCAAGGCCGCCACGGGCGCCUACGGCGUGGGCUCCCCCGCCAUGGGGAAGGGCGCCUCCGCUGGCGCAGGGGGCAGCGCUGGCGGAGACGCGUUUGAUGGCAUGGGCGGCGCGGGCAACGGGGGGGGGGACAGGCGCGCGGUGCUGGAGAGGCAGCGCGCGGGGAGCAUGCAGGAGGUGCUGGAGCAGUUCUUCGUGCAGCAGCUGCGCCUGGAGCAGGAGUGGCGCGAGGCCAUUGAGCGCCGCGAGGCGGAGCGGCGCGUGCGGGAGGGCGAGUGGCGCAGCAGGCUGGAGGCGCUGGAGAGGGACCGCGCUCAGAGAGAGUCCAUGUGGCGCCAGGUGGGUGUGGGGGGGAAGAUGGGUGUGGGGGGAAGGGGGGGGAGGGUUAGUGCGGGAGAAGGUGGAGGUGGGGAGAAGGAUGGGGUGGGUGCUGUGCAAGCAGAUGCUGCCAUGGGUGGGGUGCAGGAGCCUAUUGCAGUGUAG
Closterium sp. Naga37s-1 is the source of this 1182-nucleotide messenger RNA. NCBI's taxonomy places the organism in Eukaryota, Viridiplantae, Streptophyta, Zygnematophyceae, Desmidiales, Closteriaceae. The record is from the annotation of a GenBank genome assembly.